AUGAUUAGCAAAUUCUAACAAUUAGUAUUAACUAGAAGCUUAAAUCACGUCAGAUGCCAAUUCUAUAAAAAGAUUAGAGACGUACCAACAGAAGAAUUUAUUGCAGUCUAAAAGCCUGAAUCUUAAUCUAAAUAUGAGCAUGUUAAAAUUGAAAUUAAGGAAUUUGAUUUUCAAAAUAAACCCGAUAGAACUUUAGGAGAUUAAAAACCUGUUCCUGUAUCUCCUCUCUUAGGACCUUACAAAGUUGAAAAUCCUAAAUUGGGAGAGAAAAAAUAUAAAUGGUGUUCUUGUGGUUUAAGUACUUCUCAACCUUUUUGUGACGGAAAACACAAGGGUACUGCCUUCUUACCUUAUAAAUUUACAGUAGAAGAAGCAACCUAAUAUAUGAAUCUAUGUGGAUGCAAAUUUACUACUAAUCCUCCUUUCUGUGAUAAUAAGACUUGUAAAUGCUUAACAUCUGGUAAUACUGAAAAGCAAGAAUGA
Messenger RNA from Tetrahymena thermophila SB210, 483 nucleotides. Its product is annotated as iron-binding zinc finger CDGSH type protein. Lineage: Eukaryota; Ciliophora; Oligohymenophorea; Hymenostomatida; Tetrahymenidae. Gene Ontology annotation, molecular function: 2 iron, 2 sulfur cluster binding. The transcript is spliced from 3 exons. The record is from RefSeq and is a predicted model, not a curated record. Gene Ontology annotation, cellular component: intracellular membrane-bounded organelle.